AAGAAAAUGACGGCGGCCAUGCUGUUGCUGGUGGGUCCUCCGUGGCCGACAGCCCCGGGACUCCUCAGGAACUGUUGGGAGCGACUGCGGCGGAAACUUCAGCAGAACCGGCCAGGCUUGCCCAGUCUUCCGUGGGGACCAGCAUUAGCAGUCCAAGGUCCAGCUACAAUUACAGAACCAGCAAAUGAUAAUCAUGGAAGUAAGGAGAUUUCCAGCCUUUUGGAUAGUAUCUUUUGGAUGGCUGCUCCCAAAAACAGACGCAGCAUUGAAGUUAACCGGUGUAGGAGAAGAAACCCUCGGAAGCUCAUUAAAGUUAAGAACAACAUAGAUGUUUGUCCUGAAUGUGGUCACCUGAAACAGAAACAUGUCCUUUGUGGCUACUGCUAUAAAAAGGUGUGCAAGGAGACUGCAGAAAUCAGAAGACAGACAGGGAAAACAGAAGGGGGCCCUUUUAAGGCUCCUACCGUAGAGACCGUGGUGCUGUAUGCGGGAGAGACACCAUCUGAACAAGAUCAGGGCAAGAGGAUCAUUGAACAAGCCAGGAAGCGACCGUCCUGGUUCACCCAGAAUUGACACCAGAGAUGUUUAAAGAGGAUAACUUAACAUAAAACAUUUCUCCUGAAAGAGAGGAAGAAUCCUUGUUUUUAAUAUUUUGUGCUUGUUUUAAAAAUCAUCAAUAUAGCAUAAAACAUUCUUCAUGAGUAGUU
Molecule: messenger RNA, 707 nt
Organism: Rhinolophus ferrumequinum (greater horseshoe bat)
Lineage: Eukaryota; Metazoa; Chordata; Mammalia; Chiroptera; Rhinolophidae
Product: 39S ribosomal protein L32, mitochondrial-like
Exons: 1
Coding region: 7-573 (188 amino acids)
Biological process (GO): translation
Cellular component (GO): mitochondrial large ribosomal subunit
Molecular function (GO): structural constituent of ribosome
Source: RefSeq, a predicted model, not a curated record